AUCUAUGCAAGAUUAUAUUCAACUAUGUGAAAUAGGAUUGGGAAAAAGGGUUGUAUUUCUAAACUUUCGAUGGCUGCAUUUGUUGCUGUUCAUUGUGGAGCCGGAUUUCACUCUAAAGAGAAAUCUAGCGCAUACAAAUCUUUAUGUAAAGAGGCAUGUUUAGAGUCUUUGAAUCAUUAUGCUUCAUCAAAAGAUGCUCUAAUUGCUGUGACAAUGGCUGUUCGAGUACUUGAAAAUAGUUCAUUAACGAAUGCUGGAUAUGGUUCUAAUUUGUCUUGGGAAGGAAAAAUAGAAUGUGAUGCAUCAAUAAUGUGCGGUAAUACUCUUCAUUUUGGAGCUUGUGGUGCGGUUACUUGUUUGAAAAACCCAAUAGAUUUAGCAUCGAUAAUUUGUAGGAAACAAAGUGAAAAAUUAGCACUGGGCAGGAUUCCCCCGUGCCUUCUAGUGGGACCAGGUGCUGAACAAUGGGCUACACAUGUUGGCAUACCUCAUAUCAAUCCAAAUACAUUGAUAUCAGAAGAUGCCAAAAAUCAUUAUAAGAAAUUGAAACACAAACAAUCUUUAUAUGAAUCUUUGAUAGGAAAUGAGAUAAGCCCUUUAGAUACAGUUGGUGCAAUUUUUGUAGAUGCAGAUGGUUUUUGUACAGCAGCGUGUAGUUCUGGCGGGAUUGCAUUAAAAAGUUUGGGAAGAAUUGGUCAAGCCGCUUCUUACGCUUGUGGGUGUUGGUCUGAAAUUUCAAAUAAUCAAUCAUAUGCAACAAGCACGACUGGUUGUGGAGAGCAACUGAUGAAAACUUUGCUUGCAAAAACUGUAGUGGAUGGCUUAAAAGAUUGUGAUUGCCCUGCAACUUCUUUAAAUAAUACAUUGCAAGUUAAUUUUAUAGAAUCGCAGAUGCUGAAUGAUUAUGAAGAGAAACAAGCCGGAGUAAUAGCUCUUAAAUAUUGUUCACUCAAAGGAACAGGAGAAAUCAUUUGGGGGCACACAACAUCAUCCUUAUGUAUUGGAUAUGCUUAUUCACAUCCUUAUACCAAAUUUAAAAGUAUAAUUUCUAGAAAACAUGCACAAGAACAAACAGUCGUAGGUGGGACAUCAUUUGUUUUAAAGUCUGCUCCAGAAUUAGACUCCUCUGAAAAUGAAUCUUCAUGAAAGUAUGUGAUAAUAAAUAUUGAUUUAUAAUAUUCAUAUAUUUACACAGUUUCUUGUAACACAUACUAUACAAUUAGAUUUUUUGAUUUCUUAAGAAUUAUCUUAAUAAACACAUCUUGUGAAAAGCUUAAUAUUAUAAUAUAAUAAAUUUUAAUUCAAUAAAACAAAUGA
Molecule: messenger RNA, 1317 nt
Organism: Ctenocephalides felis (cat flea)
Lineage: Eukaryota; Metazoa; Arthropoda; Insecta; Siphonaptera; Pulicidae
Gene: Tasp1
Product: threonine aspartase 1
Exons: 6
Coding region: 70-1146 (358 amino acids)
Biological process (GO): protein maturation
Molecular function (GO): threonine-type endopeptidase activity
Source: RefSeq, a predicted model, not a curated record